AUGACAGUAUCAAGUCCCAAGAAAGCAGAAACUCCGCGUGUGCCUUUCUCCAUGGGGAAAAAGGAACCGCCCAAGCAAGACCUCACCACUUCAGGCACCGCAGAAGAUCAGCAACAUGCGGCCAAACCUGCAUUUAACACGUCUCUUUUGGUACGGAUGGGUGUACGCGGGUUCUUCUUCGGCACCUCGCUUUUUGGAUUCAUGCAGUGGUGGGAACACCCAGAUUACAUCAAGCUCAUCAUCAAUAGCAAGUACGCAGGCAAAUAUGAAUACCUAACGUAUCUCGGUGUUGCCGUUACCAUGGCCACUAUUGCUGUAGCCUCUGGUGCCGAUCUAUUGCAGAAUUGUACCUCCUCCGCCCGCAUUGAGGGGCAUCGCGGCAAUGCAGCACGUAUCGCAGCAAGUGUCAGCAAUUGGCUUCUUGCUACUGCAUUUCCCAUGGAAACGCUCAUCACAGUGCUUUACUGGAUCUUGCGUGCUUUUGACCGUUCGUUACUUUCCUCCACACAUAUGCUACGCAAAGGAGAACUCUUGGCUGUGGAAAGUGAUAUUGCUAUGCAUCUUUUACCUUUCUUCUACGUUUGGGCAGAGCUUCUACUUUUUUCGCCCUUCUUGGCGCGCCCAUUCGUACGACGGGCAACACAUAGGUUGGUGCUAGUAGUAUGUAACGAACAAACGCUGGGUAUACCCACUCCUAGGCAAGCUUUCGACGAUUCAGCACUUUGGGCUCGUUGCCGCCACAACCAGCCUGAGUCUUGUCGCCUAUUCACUGGGUAUCGCAUUGCUGCCAAGACAUAA
Messenger RNA from Mitosporidium daphniae, 798 nucleotides. RefSeq lists its product as uncharacterized. The record is from RefSeq and is a predicted model, not a curated record. Lineage: Eukaryota; Fungi; Microsporidia. Gene Ontology annotation, cellular component: endomembrane system; membrane. The coding region runs from base 1 to 798 and encodes 265 amino acids. The transcript has 2 exons.